Molecule: messenger RNA, 1955 nt
Organism: Tyto alba (common barn owl)
Lineage: Eukaryota; Metazoa; Chordata; Aves; Strigiformes; Tytonidae
Product: beta-1,4-galactosyltransferase 3
Exons: 5
Coding region: 72-1550 (492 amino acids)
Biological process (GO): carbohydrate metabolic process; galactosylceramide biosynthetic process
Molecular function (GO): glycosyltransferase activity
Source: RefSeq, a predicted model, not a curated record
CGGCCCCGCAGCCCCCCGCGAUGCGGCCCGGCCCCCGCCCGCGCUGAUCCGCGCUGCCGGCGCCCCCCGCCAUGCUGCGGCGGCUGCUGGAGCGGCCCUGCACGCUGGCGCUGCUGGUGGGCUGCCAGUUCGCCUUCGUCGCCUACUUCUCCCUGGGGGGGUUCCGCAACCUCACCUCCCUCUUCGGCCGCGCCGCCGGGCCCGUCUUCGACUACUCCCGCACCCACGACGUCUACGCCAACCUGAGCCGCCUCCUGCCCCGCCGGGCCCGCCCCGACCCCGCGCAGCCGCUGCCCUUCUGCCCCGAGCGCUCGCCCUUCCUCGUCGGCCCGCUGACGGUGAGCUUCAGCCGGGCGCCCGCGCUGGAGCAGAUCCGGGCGAAGAACCCGGCGGUGCGGGAGGGCGGCCGGUACCAACCCCCCGCCUGCGAGGCCCGGUCCCGCACCGCCGUCAUCAUCCCCCACCGCAACCGCGAGACCCACCUGGGCCACCUCCUCUACUACCUGCACCCCUUCCUGCAGCGCCAGCAGCUCCAGUACGGCAUCUACGUCGUGCACCAGGUGAGUCGGUGGGCGCCGGGGGCUCGGCCGGGCCCCUGCCGAGGGCCGCUGCUGCCAGCCCCCCUCUCCCCCCAGGCGGGCAACUCCACCUUCAACCGGGCCAAGCUGCUGAACGUGGGGGUGAAGGAGGCGCUGAAGGACGAGGAGUGGGACUGCCUCUUCCUCCACGACGUUGACCUCAUCCCCGAGAACGACCACAACCUCUACACUUGCGACCCCUGGAACCCCAAACACGUCUCCAUUGCCAUGAACAAAUUCGGAUACAGCCUGCCGUACCCCCAGUACUUUGGGGGGGUCUCAGCUCUCACCCCUGACCAGUACAUGAAGAUAAACGGUUUUCCCAACGAGUACUGGGGCUGGGGUGGUGAGGACGACGACAUUGCCACCAGGGUGCGCCUGGCCGGCAUGAAGAUCGCCCGCCCGCCCGUCUCCAUCGGCCACUACAAGAUGGUGAAGCACAAGAGCGACAAAGGCAACGAGGAGAACCCCCACAGGUUCGACCUGCUGAUCCGCACCCAGCGGAUGUGGACGCAGGACGGGAUGAACUCCCUCACCUACACGCUGCUGGCCAAACACCUCCACCCGCUCUACACCAACCUGACGGUGGACAUCGGAACGGACCCCCGUGCCGGCCGGGGCCGCGGGGGGCCGGUGCCGGGCCACGAGGGCCAGAGGUACCGCAGCAGCACUAGCCUUUUCCGGGAGGAGAUGCUGCGCAAGCUGCCCCGGGAUGCCACGGGCUGGCGGGACCAGGGCCUGUCCCUGUCCCCGUGGUUGCCCACAGCCCCCGCACAGCAACCGCUGGUGCGUAACGGCACCCAGGGCAGCGCUGGCUCCCCGCCAGCACUGGGGAGCACCCAGCGCAGCCCCGAGGCUGCCGGGGAGGGUGAUGCCCACCCAGGGAGCAGCACUGCUGUGGCUGUGGCAGGAGAAGAGGGGACCCUGCCCACCCGUGGGGCCAACCAGAGCCUGCCCCAAGGCACCCGCUAGCCCUUGGCCACCGCCGACCCCACACAGACUCCGCUCGCUGCGACCUGGUGCUGGGAAGGGGCCCCCGUCGUGCGCGGGGCGGGGAAGCCGCAGCUGGGCUUGUCGCACUGUGGCCUUGCUGGAGAGACUGGGGGGAACCGCCCGGGGAGCUGCUGGCUGUGGGGCCUGUGCCUGGUACUGGGGGGCGCCCCUGGGGAAGGGGCGCAGGGAGAGCUGGGUUUGGGGUGAGCCGGGGCCCUGGGGGCUCGCCUGACUGUCUCCCUGCAGGUUGUGGGUGCCUGCAGAUGGUCACAGGCUGCGCUGCCAGCGCACGGUUAUUUAUUCUAUUUAUGAGCUGCUCCCUGGGCCUUUGUAAGGGUUUUUCAAUAAAAAAAAAAACAAACAAACAAACAAACAAACAACCCA